UUGGACUGGGAAAGCUUGGACUUGCUUACUUCCGGCGAGGAAGUGUUGUGAACUGUCCGCUUCGGUUUUAUCUCUAUUUGUAAGAAGAAACCCGUCUUUCCAACGUUGAUUGCGGGAGCUUGGUCUUCCAGGAGAGUUUCCCGGGACUGGGGCCUUGAGGAAAGGAAAUGGGCUUUGUGUCCAGAGUGUAGUCCUGCCCCUAACCUUGACCGGGCCGGUCUACGUGUCUACGGGGUCAGGGUCCAUUCCGAGGAAUCCAUGUCCAGAUCUGUACUUAUAACCCUGCUUCCCCUCGGGACCAAUGAAAGUCUCCCUUUGGUCUGUCAGGCUCCUAUGACUUGAAGGACAGGACCAGUUUUGACCAUUGUAAUGUUUAUGACCCAUGUUCUGACUUAAGUUUGGCUUAUGGUAGAGAGAAGGAACUACUGCGUUUGGACUAGUUAGUAAGUCUUGUCCUUUCAUUUAUACGAAAUUUAAUGUUCUUCACCUCUAAAAUCGUGUUGUUUGGGCCUGAUGUCAUCAGAUUUUUAUGGCUCUCAUUUCCAUUUUUUAAAUGUUAGAAAUAUUCUCUGUUAGUAGUUAUUUUAUGGGUGGCGUGAUGGCUGCUUUGUCGUCUAUAUUUUUAAGUAAAUUACUCUGUUGAGUGGUCCUCGUUAGUUUAGAUGACCUCUUUGUCAUCUCUUUGCUAAUAAUGAUUUCCAAUAUAUCAGUAGGUUGUACACUAAUGAAAGCAUCCUUCAGAAGAUCUUAAAGAGCAGAAAACAAAUUUGAUCAGUGUAACACAGUUAACCUGGAGAGCCAUCCCCCUGGAGUUGGAAUGAUAAUGACAGAGUCUGGGGAAGUUACAGACUUGGACCCUCCAGCUGAGACUUCACAAGAGCAAGAAGACCUUCUAAUAGUAAAGGUGGAAGAAGAAGACUGCACCUGGAUGCAGAAGUACAAUCCACCAGUAUUUGAGACUUUUUACCAGCGCUUUAAGCAUUUCCAGUACCAUGAGGCAUCAGGACCCCGGGAGGCACUCAGCCAGCUCCGGGUGCUCUGCUGUGAGUGGCUGAGGCCUGAGCUGCACACCAAGGAGCAGAUUCUAGAGCUGCUGGUGCUGGAGCAGUUCCUCACCAUCCUGCCUGAAGAGUUCCAGACCUGGGUGAGAGAACAUCACCCAGAAAACGGAGAAGAGGCUGUGGCUGUGGUAGAAAAUAUACAGAGGGAACUAGAGGAACGCAGACAACAGAUUGUGGCAUGUCCUGAAGUCCUUUCUCAGAAGAUGGUGCCACCGGGAGCCAUGCAAGAAUCCUUCAAUCACCAGCUCCUGUCUCUGGACCCCCAGCCUGAACAAGAGCCACAGAAGCCUCAUCUUCUGGAGGAAAAUGCCCUUCCUGCUCUCCAAGUUUCUCCCCUUCCCCUGAAGGACAGCCAGGAGCUGACAGCCUCACUUCUCUCAGCUGGGUCCCAGUUGGUGAAAAUGGAAGAUGUGGCUGAUAUGGCUGUUUCCUUCAUCCUGGAGGAAUGGGGACAUUUGGACCAGUCCCAGAAGUCCCUCUAUAGGGAUGACAGGAAGGAGAAUUAUGAGAGUAUUACUUCCAUGGAUUAUGAGUCCAGAAAUGACAAUGUGGAACUCAUAGUAAAGCAGAUUUCUGAUGAAGCCGAAUCGCAAUGGAUGAUAUCAGGAAGCACUGAAAGAAAUGUUCCCGAGAGUCAAGAGUUUGGAGAAGUUAGUGACCUUCACAGCAUGGUAGAAAGGUGGCAGGUAAACCCCACUGUGGGCAAGUCAAGGCAGAACCCUCCCCAGAAAAGAAAUCUUGGUGCCAUCACAGACAUUAACCAUAAGCAAAACACAAAUGCCGAGAGAGGUCACAAAUGUAAUGACUGUGGUAAAUUUUUCCUUCAAGCCUCAAACUUCAUUCAGCAUCGGCGAAUCCACACUGGAGAAAAACCAUUUAAGUGUGGUGAAUGUGGGAAAAGCUAUAAUCAGCGUGUGCACCUUACUCAGCAUCAGCGAGUCCACACUGGUGAGAAACCCUACAAAUGUCAGGUGUGCGGAAAAGCCUUCCGUGUGAGCUCCCACCUCGUCCAGCACCACAGUGUACACAGCGGAGAGAGACCUUACGGAUGUACCGAAUGCGGGAAGAACUUCAGUCGGCACUCCCAUCUGAUUGAGCACCUGAAGCGCCACUUCCGAGAGAAAUCCCAAAGGUGCAGUGACAAAAGAAAUAAGAAUACAAAAUUGAAUGUUAAAAAGAAAAUUUCAGAAUUUUCAGAUGCAGACAUGGAACUCUCUGGAAGAAUCCAAAGAAAUGUUUCUCAAGUUCAAGACUUUGGAGAAGGCAAGUUGGAAAGAAAGCAGGGAACUCCCAUGAAAGAGAUUCUAGGACAACCCUCUUCAAAGAGGAUAAAUUUCAGUGAAGUCACAUAUGUCCACAAAAAGUCAUCCACAGGAGAGAGACCACAUAAAUGUAAUGUAUGUGGAAAAAGUUUUAUUCAGAGCUCCCAUCUUAUUCAACAUCAGCGAAUACACACUGGGGAGAAACCAUUUAGGUGUGAUGAGUGUGGGAAAAGCUACAAUCAACGUGUGCAUCUAACUCAACAUCAGCGAGUCCACACUGGUGAAAAACCCUAUACGUGUCAUUUAUGUGGGAAAGCGUUUAGAGUGAGAUCCCAUCUUGUUCAGCAUCAGAGUGUGCACAGUGGGGAGAGACCCUUUAAGUGUAAUGAGUGUGGAAAAGGCUUUGGGAGGCGUUCACACCUUGCUGGGCAUCUGACACUCCACUCCAGAGAGAAAUCCCAUCAGUGUCAUGAAUGUGGAGAGAUCUUUUUUCAGUAUGUUAGCCUCAUUGAACAUCAGGUGCUCCACAUGGGUCAGAAAAAUGAAAAAAAUGGCAUUUGUGAGGAAGCAUAUAGUUGGAACUUAACAGUGAUUGAAGACAAGAAGAUUGAGUUACAAGAAGAGCCUUAUAAGUGUGAUAUAUGUGGCAAAGCCUUUAGGUAUAGUUCUUACCUUAUUCAGCAUUACAGAACUCAUACUGCAGAGAAAACCUAUAAAUGUGAUAUAUGUAGAGAAAACGUUGGCCAGUGUCCCCACAUAAAACAACAUCAAAAAGCCUAUUCCAACAUAAAAUCCCAUCAAUGUAAUGAAUGUGGCAGAGGCUUCACUCUGAAGUCACAUCUUAAUCAACAUCAGAGAAUCCAUACUGGUGAGAAACCCUUUCAGUGUAAAGAAUGUGGGAUGAGUUUCAGUUGGAGUUGUAGCCUCUUCAAACAUUUGAGAAGUCACGAGAGGACAGACUCCAGAAGUACCUUAAGUGUGUAGAUGUUUCUGUUGUAGCAACAGUUCUUACUUAAUUUUAGAGAAGUCUUCCUGAAGAGAAACCCUACUUGUAUAAUGAACGUAAUAACAACUUCAAGCAGUUUUGCCAACUUAACCAUCAAACCUAUAGAUAUGCUGAAAUGCUUCAGGUAGAAUUUAGGAACACUGGAGAACAGUAGAUAGAUACCUGUUUGUUUUUCCUGUUGAGAAAAUGCUUUCAAUAGCAGACAAAAGACAACCCACAGAUAAGGUGGAUGAAAGAAACCCUUCAGGCACUCAUUCUUUGUUUGAAUCUCAAAACAUUGACACUGAGAAAAGCCUCAUGAAUGCAGUAGAUACAAGCUUUAUUUGUAGUUUCUGCCUAGUUUGACAGCUUAUUUAUUCAGGGAAGAGCACAGGUAAAGGAGAAGAGAACUCUUCAGCCCGAUAUCCGUUUUGGUACCUCAGCAAUGAACCUUUCCUAGAUAUGAUUAUCCCAGCCACUAGAAUGCUCCAGUCAUUGUUCCCAACGUAAGUAUUAAACCAUUUGAAAUGAAAUUGACUUAGGUAUUUUGGCAAAAUUGGGGUUCAGAGGCUAAAUGGUAUGUGUUCCUGCUGUCUUACUCAAUCUACAAGUUCUCCGUGAAACACACUCUACUUUUUUGUUUUGUUUUGAUUCUUGUAGCAUCAAAGUUAGUUAUUAGAAAGAGAAGUUCAGUUUGUCAAUUCAGGGGAAACUGUUGGUCAGUCACAUCUUGAGGUGAAGGGAGAGGGACCUUAGUGGAAUAGAGUAGAGAAGACUAGUCAAACUGUGGACUGUUUAUUUUCUGUUCCCCUCAAAAACGAGGGCAGCUACGUCCAUAGAAGGAAUUGGACCAAGUUGAAUUAAGAAUCGUGGUCCAAGCAGUAUGUGUACCAAUUCUCAGUUGCUCUGGAGAUAGGUCUCCCCCACAGGAUACUGGUGUGUAGAAAGAGUUUCAGUUUGAGUUGCAGGUGGAUUUGAAAGCAAACAGUAAUUCGGAGCAGGGAGGACAUGGUCUGGUUAGGCCUGUCUUGUGGGAAAGUCUGGGUAGGAAUUGUGGGGGAAAGAAGAUGACAUGGGGAAAAGAAUUAGCCUGAGCCUUUUUACUAGAGAGAGGGAUAGUGCUUUUGGGCACUGCUGAAGGCCUGCUUCUGCCGACUGCCUAGCAUACAAUAAACAAUAAAUACUGUUGACUGUUGUACACUGGUGUCCUGUUCAGAUCCCUUUGAUCAAGCUGGCACACCCGUCCUGUAGCUGCUCUGAGUUUUGGCUGCUGAGUACUCGCAGCUCUUCCCUUCUCUAGAGACUGGAGAACUUACCCUCAGAUGGUGGGAGCUGCCUCCUCCCGGAGUUAUCUGUCCUCCUCACUGCCCAACCACUGGCUGAUAUGGAGUACAAAAGGCUGAUUCACUUACCUCAAGGCAGGGGGGAUACCGUAAUGUAGUUUAUGUUCUAGAACCCACCCUUUGUGGAUCAGGCCAAGGCUAGAGCUUAGGAGAUUACAUCCAUGCCUGGCUCUUAGCCUUCUUGAUCCUGUUUCAUUCUCCCAUGAAGACUUCCUGAAGAACACUCCCUCAGGUAAUCAGUGGCUCUGAAUCCCUGCCUCAGGCUCUGCUUUAGGGAACCUGAUCUAAGACAUGGUGUUGUGAGCAGUCCUAGGAGGCUGACUGUAAGAACGAAUUCUGGAGCAGGCCACUGCCUAUGAGACAGGGCAAAAGCUGUCACUUCCGGUGGGUGGGGUGGAGUGGUAGUCCCUGGCAUGUGGUGGCUGUUCAGUUGUGAGACAUUCACUGCUGAACUGGGAUGGCAUACAGGUGGAAAGGGAUGUACUGACUUGAGUAAGAUUUGGUGAAAAAAUGAAAAUAUAAGGAUUAUGGAAUUGGAUGGUUCUUGCUGAAAGUCACUGAUUGAAAAGGACACACUCGGAGGGCCGGCUGAGUGGCUCAGUUGGUUAAGAGCUCGCUCAAGAAUUUGAGCUCUGAGCAAC
This is a messenger RNA of Hipposideros armiger (great roundleaf bat), 5292 nucleotides long. It is a transcript of the gene ZKSCAN5, whose product is annotated as zinc finger with KRAB and SCAN domains 5. Gene Ontology annotation, biological process: regulation of transcription by RNA polymerase II. The coding region runs from base 818 to 3307 and encodes 829 amino acids. Gene Ontology annotation, cellular component: nucleus. NCBI's taxonomy places the organism in Eukaryota, Metazoa, Chordata, Mammalia, Chiroptera, Hipposideridae. The transcript has 6 exons. The record is from RefSeq and is a predicted model, not a curated record. Gene Ontology annotation, molecular function: RNA polymerase II cis-regulatory region sequence-specific DNA binding; DNA-binding transcription activator activity, RNA polymerase II-specific.